Molecule: messenger RNA, 723 nt
Organism: Kwoniella botswanensis
Lineage: Eukaryota; Fungi; Basidiomycota; Tremellomycetes; Tremellales; Cryptococcaceae
Product: pyridoxal 5'-phosphate synthase, glutaminase subunit Pdx2
Exons: 4
Coding region: 1-723 (240 amino acids)
Biological process (GO): pyridoxine metabolic process; pyridoxal 5'-phosphate biosynthetic process
Cellular component (GO): glutaminase complex; cytosol
Molecular function (GO): glutaminase activity
Source: RefSeq, a predicted model, not a curated record
AUGACUAUACAGCCCAUAAUCCUCCCAGAGACCAUCGUGAUAGGUGUAUUGGCUCUGCAAGGUGCUUUCGUAGAGCACAUACAUUACCUGCAGAAAUUACGACCCCAAGGACACACCAUCAAAGCGAUCCCUAUCCGUACCCUGUCCGAAUUAGAACAAUGUCAAGCAUUAGUCAUCCCCGGAGGAGAAUCCACUGUCAUCUCAUCGAUAGCAUCACAUACGCCUGGACUGCUAGAAGCAUUGAUAGAGUUCGCUCGGAACCCUGCGAAAGCUGUCUGGGGGACAUGCGCUGGGAUGAUCUUGAUGGCUGAUGUAAAUGGGAUCGGAGGUGGGAGGAAGAAGAUGGUUAAAGGGUGGGAGGGGAUUGGGGGAAUGAAAGUAUGGAGAAACUUGUAUGGAACUCAAUUAGAAUCCUUUGAAGCUCCCCUUACCAUCCCAUCCCUAUCAAACCCUUCCAAACCAUUUAACGCCAUUUUCAUCCGAGCUCCCGCCGUCCACUCGUUAUCCCCCGAAAGUCAAGUCGAAGUGGUAGCACAAUUACCUGAACAAUUCUUACCUCCCCCACCACCUUCAGACUCACCAUUGGGAGAACCCAAUCUAGAGGACCUGGGAAAGGUAUGGUUGAAAAAGGGUAAGAAGAUGGUCACUUCUUUCCAUCCUGAGUUGAGUGGGGAUGUGAGGGUACAUGAAUUCUGGGUUGAGAAGUGUGUGUUGGGGAGGUAA